AUGGGAGAUGACUACAUGCUGCUCGACUUCACCGAAGAUGACUAUCGCCAGCCAACGUCAGUUCGUGAUCUUGUAUCCAAUAAAACUGACCGGACCUGCCCUAACGCCUGUUGGCGACCCAAUAUAUGCGCAAACGAUUCAAAUUCAGUCCACCUAUGUCGACCAAUACACGACCCCUCAGCCAGCGAGGGCCUACACUCGGCAAGGAAAAAUAGAUUUGGUGAAAUCUACUCUGCUGGCUACGAGUGCAUUUGUCGUGCGGGCUUCAGAUUUAGUCAAAGGCGUAAAAAGUGCGUACAACUUAAAGUCACCUGUAAUGAUAAAAGAUAUGGGAAGACACCAUGUCGAAACAACGGUAUCUGCCUUCCUUUAUCGGUCAAAGAACGAAUCAUUCCAACCAUCACCUUCCAGUGCACUUGUCCACCAGCGUGGCAGGGCUACGUUUGCCAGGCCCCUAGAAACCCAUGUCAGUACAACAGAGGCCUGUGCGGAGCCUUUCCUUGUCAGCGAGAUCCCAUGAACGAGGUGCUCGGCUACACGUGUGUCUGCUCAAGGGGCUACGAACAUGCCAGCCAGGCGGAUCCGAAGUGCGUCAACAUCAACGAAUGCCAGGAUGACAAUACCAACCCCUGUCACAAUGGGGGCAAGUGCCACGACCUCACACCACCACCGAUGAUGCAGCCGAAGCCCGGCGAAGAACUACGAUUCCGAUGUGAGUGCAAAUUUGGCUUUAAGGGAACCCUCUGCGAGGAGCCGCCACCACCGCCGGCCUGGUCAGAAUGGGGCGACUGGAGCGCCUGUUCCGUGUCCUGCGGCAUGGGGAUUCGAACCCGGACCCGAGUCUGCCCUCGACCGGGCGAAUGUCCGGGCAAACCCGAACAGACGGGAGUUUGUGGGGGACGGGUGCUCUCCUGCGAGAAGGCCAAAAAUACGACAAGCGACACCGGGAAAACUGGCGUCGCCUGCGUCUCUGAGGAAGAGCUACUACGAGAGGCGAGUGUCCUCUGGACAGAAGAGGACGAUUUGACAUUGGAAGACGCAUUCACAUGGUCCGAGCAGCAAUAUGAAGUGAAGCGGUCCGCCGCGAAUUUUUACCGAAAUCAGAGCUUGACCAGUCAAAUCGGAGAUCUUACGCGUUGGAUUCCCAUUUUUGGGUUAUCUCAACGAAUGACCAUGAGAAGAGUGGCUGCUAUCACUGGCUCACUCGCUGUGGCCUCACUCAGUCUCUUCAUUCUACUUCUUGUCAUCAACCAUUACCAAAUAAGUGCUCGUACGCAGAGAAGACUCUAA
This is a messenger RNA of Mesocestoides corti, 1290 nucleotides long. NCBI's taxonomy places the organism in Eukaryota, Metazoa, Platyhelminthes, Cestoda, Cyclophyllidea, Mesocestoididae. The record is from the annotation of a GenBank genome assembly.